Messenger RNA from Acanthosepion pharaonis, 459 nucleotides. Lineage: Eukaryota; Metazoa; Mollusca; Cephalopoda; Sepiida; Sepiidae. The record is from the annotation of a GenBank genome assembly.
AUGUUUCCACUUUGUCAUAAUAUUCUCUCUCUCUCUCUCUCUCUCUCUCUCUCUCUCUGUAAUCUUCUUCUUCUUCUUCUUCUCUCACUCUCUCUCUCUCUCUCUCUCUCUCUCUCUCUUUUACUAUUUUCUUCACUUGCUUCGCUUUCUUUUCUUCUUUUUUUUUUAACUCCGACAUUUUUACUUGUUAAACCAAAUGAAAACAACUUCUUUCUUUCUUUCUUUCUUUCUUUCUUUCUUUUUAUUCUCUCUCCUUAUCUUUAUUCUCUCUCUUCAUUUCUCUUCUUUUUAUUUCUAUACAUAGCCUACAUUUUUCCUUUUCAAUUUUCCUUUAUCCAUUUCUAUUACUUUUUCAAGAUUUUCUUUCUUCUACGUCGCUUUCGUUUUAUUUUUCUCUUUCUUUUGUUAAACAUUUUUCUCCUUUCUUUUCAGUUCUCUCUCUCUUUACUUUUUUCUUGA